Messenger RNA from Wasmannia auropunctata (little fire ant), 2693 nucleotides. RefSeq names its product DNA ligase 1 (gene sals). Gene Ontology annotation, molecular function: actin binding. The record is from RefSeq and is a predicted model, not a curated record. Lineage: Eukaryota; Metazoa; Arthropoda; Insecta; Hymenoptera; Formicidae. The coding region runs from base 500 to 2536 and encodes 678 amino acids. The transcript has 8 exons.
UCCCCGUCGCGAUCCGCCAGUUAGCCUCUUUUCCUAGCCGAACGAGAGAACGAGAUAGGAAGAGAGAACGUGAGAGAAACGUGGCAGUCGAUCGCGGUAUCGCACGUCGUGCAUCUUCGAGGAUCUUCCCCGCCGAGGAGGGUGCAGCCGCGACCGGGAGCUCCUGAUCCCGAGAGACGACACCUCUCUCCGCGAGAAGUGGGUCGCGCCAGAGACCUCGCCCACGCGUGGUCCCCACUUAUCGCGAUCCUAUCGGUUCCAGAAGUCCGUCAGUGGCGCAUCGCGCACGUCCUCGGGAGGAUCGCCCCGUCGGAGAACAGCGGUGGACCGUCGUCGUUUGUCCCGUGGACGACGAGAGCACGUCGGUUAACACGAGCGAGCGUGAUCACAUCCUCCGCGCCGUCUGUCGACCGGACAGAGAUCGACGCGACAGCGUUUACUGAGGGUGAAGCAGGAGCGAAUCAUCCCCCGCUGCUGUGAGAGAGGACGCUGAGCGAGGAUGCCCGGCGCCGGUGGUCAGCCACCGCAGAGGACCACCUUCCGACCGCCGUGGGUCAAGGAUGGCCCGAACCCGCUGCCCAUGCCCACCGCGCCCUGGACCCUCAACGCCCGCAGGGACUCCAAGCCGAAGACCGAGGACGUUCCGGCCUUCACCCAAGUCACCUUGAAGAGCGUGCCGAAGCCCGCGGAGCCGGCCACACCUUCGACAGAUGGACCGCGUAAACAGAGCAAAAUCACGAUAAUACCGAAGCAGCCGAAUGAAAAGAUCAAUGAAAAGAUCCCGAGCGGCCGACCGGUGCCAGCGAAGCCGCGCGAGAAUGGACGACAGGAGCCAAAUUCGAGGCCGCAGCUCGAACGACAGAUCCGCGUCGAGAGAUCUCGAUCACGGGGUGACAUUAUACCACUCUCGAAGAGUGAGAGCACCACAGGUGCACCAACUUUGUCGAAGAGCUCGUCGCGAGCGAACUUUCCGCCACCGCCGCCCCCGCGACCGCCGCCACCGCCGCCCAGUCGUACGAUUCUCAAGGACCUGCCGACCCUGAACGACACACAGAUGCAGAAGCUGGAGGCAUUGAAGUCCAGGCCGAGGAAACGGCCGGACUGGGCCUGCAUGAUGAAGGAGGUGGAGAGCGGCAAGACGCUCAAGCACGUCAAGUGCAACGACCGCAGCGCGCCCCUGAUCGAGAGGGUGAACAAGGUCACGGCCGAUCCAGCAGGCAAGGCCCACUUCGUAUUCGAAUCAGAAAAGUCGAACAUGCACAAUCAGCUGCUGAAACAGAUCCAGGAGGGCGUGAAGCUCAAGACCGUGAGGACGAAUGACCGCUCGAAGCCGAUGCUGGAGGGACUGAGGAAAUUCCGGCGACAAAUGACCAUCGAGGAGCAAAUUCAAAAGGCCGAGGAGGCGCCCGUGGAUGACGUUAUAAUUCAGGACGAGAUGGAUGACAUUGAUGCCGUUAGGGAUGAUUUGCAAAGCACCAAGCAGAUGCUCGCGAUGGAACUUAGAAACAAAGAAACCUUAGAACGAGACAAUAAGCGACUGCAGGCACGAAUUUUGAAUCUCGAGGCAGAAGUAGAACGUGUUAAGCUACAAAAUAAUACCCAAGAAAACAAGCAACAGGACGUGAAACUCAUGGAAUCUUUGAGACAGGAAGUGCAGCAAGCGAGAAAAGAUGCGGAGAAAGUGGAGAAGGAAUUCACCAACGCCGCCGAGGAAAGAGACAAGGCUAGAAACGAGUUAGAAGAGAUGAAAAGAAUGUACGCGGCGUUAGAAAAGCGUAUGAAGGCUGAAGAAGAGCUUACGUCAGUUGAAGCUGAACCGAUAGUGGAGUUAGCGGAGGACUGGGAAAACGUGGGAUGGUACAAUGUUGUAGGAAUGGCACUGGCUGGUUGUCCGAGCGCAAAGGACGUAGCCAAGAUCGCGACGCAAAAGAGCAUAGACAAACAGGAUGUUCGCAGUGAGAGCGAGGAGGAGGAAGAGAGUACGGAAGAGGAAGAGGAAGACGAGGAUCCUAAAGCCGGAGCGGAGAAACGCGCGCAAAGGGAGAUCAAGCUUCUCAUUUCGAAAAUUAAAAAUUUCAAAGACAAGGCUGUAAACGCCAGGAAAGAGAGGCACGCGCUGAAGGAGCAGAUCAAACAGCAGCAGAAAUUAUUGAGAGAAGAAAAGAAGAAAUACAAGCAGCUGCAGAAGCAAGUGGAUAAGAUGGCAAAACUGAUGGGGGAUACCGACGACGACGAGGAAGAAGAAGUGGAAGAAGAGGAGGAGGAGGAAGAGACGGAGUCUGAGGAAGAGUCGGAAUCUGAAGAAUCGGAGGAAGAGGAGUCCGAGUCUGACGACGAUCAAGCACCGGUCGAGAAGCGUAAAAGCAUUUUGCAAAAACACGUGAAGCAGCAUGAGGGACGACUGGCAGCCUUGAAAAAGGGCAAUUAUCUGCUGAAAGCGCAAGUAGACAGGAUCAAGGACAGUCUGAUAAAGCAGCGAGAGAAUAGUCUCAGCUUGCAGGAGGAUCUCGAUUCUGUCUUAGCCGAACUAGGUUAGACUCAACCAUUGCGGCAUAAGCAAAGAAUAUUUCCACAUGCAGAGAUUGUAUCGUAUACAAAUAUGCACAAACAUGCAUAACGAAUAUUACACAUUGAAAUAUAGACAAUUGUAUGUUACACACAUAAUAUUUUUUAAUAAAUUAUUAUUGACCGAA